Molecule: messenger RNA, 734 nt
Organism: Electrophorus electricus (electric eel)
Lineage: Eukaryota; Metazoa; Chordata; Actinopteri; Gymnotiformes; Gymnotidae
Gene: h3-3a
Product: H3 histone, family 3A
Cellular component (GO): nucleosome
Molecular function (GO): DNA binding; protein heterodimerization activity; structural constituent of chromatin
Source: RefSeq, a predicted model, not a curated record
UUGCUGGUGAGUCUGAACGGUGUAACAGAUAUAAAUAGUACCUGCACACCUCCGUUAUUUUCAAACACUACUUGGACGUUCGUUGUGAAGCUUCUGAGAAAACAUGGCUCGUACCAAGCAGACUGCGCGCAAAUCAACUGGAGGGAAAGCUCCAAGAAAACAGCUGGCUACAAAGGCGGCGAGGAAAAGCGCGCCCUCUACUGGCGGCGUCAAGAAGCCUCAUAGAUACAGGCCUGGAACUGUUGCUCUGAGAGAAAUUCGUCGUUACCAAAAGUCAACGGAGCUGCUGAUCCGCAAAUUACCAUUUCAGCGUCUGGUUAGAGAAAUUGCACAAGAUUUCAAGACCGACCUCAGGUUUCAGAGUGCAGCCAUUGGUGCUCUCCAGGAAGCAAGCGAAGCUUACCUUGUUGGACUGUUUGAAGACACAAAUCUGUGUGCCAUUCAUGCCAAGAGAGUCACAAUCAUGCCGAAGGACAUCCAGCUCGCAAGGCGAAUUCGUGGGGAGCGAGCAUAAUUUUUAACCUUUCUUUAUUUUAAACUUUUACACUCGCCAAGUGAUGGAUUUGAAAACUGGUAUAAUUUUAUAAUACAUUCCCUACAGACUCAGGUUAAAGUGAAAUGUGUAUUUAGUUAGCAGUGCUCACUGUAGAUUUAGUGUUAGUUUGCAUGCUGAGAGAAAUCUAUUUAUCUUUUUACACCAUUCAGUGGGUUGUUAAUAAAAUUUAACUACCUCA